GGGGCUCCCCCGGCCUCAGCAAGGAGUGCCUGGAACCACGAAGGAGGGUCCGAGGAGGCCGUCUGCCGCGUCCUCUGGUGGGGCCGCUGGGGGCCCACCUCCCCCUCAGCGCGCGCGCGCGCGCACUGCGUCCCCUCCGCCCCACGGCGCGCCCCGCCACUGCCGCUCGUGCCCUCCCGGGUGGGGCCUGCAGCCGCAGGCGCCGGCGGCCGCCGGGUUUCGCUGAGCCAGGGGCGCUGUCCGGCUGCCGGAAAGAGCUUUUCCGGUGGAGGAGGCAGCGCGCUCUUUUGGGCGCGCCUGGGGCGGGGAGGUGCCUUCUGCCGCGCACCUAGAGCGGGGCGGGAAGGGUUCUUGCUUUGCCUGCGCGGGAGGGGAGCGGCGCCGGCACUGCGGAUGGGCCCCGGACCCCUUACUCCGUCCGGUGUCAGAGACGGAAGGGGCUUUGGCGAACCCACCACCCUCCCCUCCCUCUUAUCACACACUGGGGAAAUGGACGCCUGGAGAAUGACAGUCGGGUUGCUGCCGUGGCGAAGGUUCAAUCCCUGGUCCCGGAACUUCCAUAUGCUGCAGGAAAUACAGUUAUCAAAGUUGACUCCUGAAGAGAGAACCUAACAGACCAGUAACAAUGGAAGAAAUUGAGAAAGUUAUCAAAACGCCACCAUCCCCCAAAACACCAGGUCCAGAUGGCGUUUCAGGUUAAAAAAAUCCUUCAUGAAGAAGAAAGAUCUUAAGCAACAUGAUGGAUUCAGAAGCUCAUGAAAAGAGGCCACCGAUCCUAACAUCCUCAAAGCAAGAUAUAUCACCACAUAUUGCAAAUGUUAGUGAAAUGAAACAUUACUUGUGUGGCUGCUGUGCAGCUUUCAACAAUGUAGCAAUCACAUUUCCCAUUCAGAAGGUCCUCUUUCGGCAGCAGCUGUAUGGAAUCAAAACCCGGGAUGCAGUACUUCAGUUGAGGAGGGAUGGAUUUCGAAACUUGUACCGAGGAAUCCUUCCCCCAUUAAUGCAGAAGACAACUACGCUGGCACUUAUGUUUGGUCUCUAUGAGGAUUUAUCUUGCCUCCUCCGUAAGCAUAGCAGUACCCCUGAGUUUGCAACCCGUAGCAUGGCAGCAGUACUUGCAGGGACAACAGAAGCAAUUUUCACUCCAUUGGAAAGGGUUCAAACCUUGCUUCAAGACCACAAGCAUCAUGACAAAUUUACAAACACUUACCAGGCUUUCAAAGCGCUGAAAUGCCAUGGAAUUAGAGAGUAUUAUCGAGGCUUGGUUCCUGUUCUUUUUCGUAAUGGAUUCAGCAAUGUUCUUUUUUUUGGCCUUCGCGGUCCCAUCAAGGAGCACCUGCCUACGGCGACGACUCACAGUGCUCAUUUGGUCAAUGAUUUUAUUUGCGGAGGCCUGCUGGGUGCCAUGCUGGGCAUCUUGUUUUUUCCAGUUAAUGUUGUAAAAACUCGUAUGCAGUCUCAGAUUGGUGGGGAAUUUCAGUCUUUCCCCAAGGUUUUCCAAAAAAUCUGGCUGGAACGGGACAGGAAACUGACAAAUCUUUUCCGAGGUGCCCAUCUGAAUUACCAUCGCUCCCUCAUCUCUUGGGGCAUAAUUAAUGCGACUUACGAGUUCUUGUUAAAGAUUAUAUGAAAGAAAUCAGUUAAGUGCCAUUUGUCAACUGAAUAGACCUAACAAGAAUGCAGUUUGGCCUUGUUCCUAAUUGGCCAAACACAAGUUGGUGUCAUAAGUCCAGGGCACAAUGAAUUAUGGGCAAAGCUGUUUUCCUUAAGCACCAACAAAUUCAGAAUAAAAGUUUCAGUAGGAAAACUUAAGGGUUUUUUUUUUUUUUUAAAGGGAGAAUUCUGUUUAUAUUUUUUAAAUCAUCUGAGAAUUUUAGGCUAAUUGCCUGGUUAAUAGCUGUCUAUCUAACAGCUUGAUGGCUUUUGACAAGGAAACUAACAGCCAAGAUAUUCUUUUUUCCAAAAUCUUCUGUGAUGAAACAUCAGUGGCCAUAACCAGCCAGAGAAAAGGCUCUAAGGGUUCCAUGAAUUCUCAGGCUUAUUCCUUUUACUCCACUUCUAGCUUCUCUGCUCUUAGGAGGAGUUGCAAAAGAUAGUUUUUGUUAAGCAUAUAUGUGGUAGGACAAAGGAGCAGAAUAGAGACGAAAAGCAGCUUGUUAUAUGUAUGCUUUUUAUGAUAAAUUGCUUGUAUUCAUUUUGAAACUAAGCACCUGUGGGGAUGGUCAUUAUCCAGACUAUUUCUCUUUAGACACAGUAGACUCCUGCAGCUAAUGACAUCUCCUGUUUUGCUUUCUAGGGUUGAAAGUUUUCUCUCUAUUUCUGAAUGUGACUUGAAACCUUUCCGAAAUAUUUUUAUAUGAGCUUCACUUAUUUCAUUGCCAAAAGAUGGGGACUUAAAUUUUGUUAACGAUGUUUCUUCCCAUUAAGAAGUUUCAUAUUACAGGUACCCCUCCUUUCCCAGAGUUUCCUUUGUGCCAUUUCACUUUUACAAAAGACCUACAUUAGAACCCGUUUUCCCUAACCAAAAGACAUCUGAAGAGGAUUGUUUGUACAAAGAAAGGUGAUUGCUUCUUCAGUCUCUGCCAUUGCAGCUUACAAAAGUUUCCACAGGACUAUGGGGGAAAACCUGUAACUGUCCAUCCAACUCUGCUGAGCUCAGCUUCUUGGAAUUAUUGUUGCCAACUUAGUGAAAGGCUUUGAAAGUUCGAGGGUUUUUUUUCCUUUGAAUAGUAGUUUGUCACAUUUAAGUAUCCUCUUCUCCUGAAACUCCUUUAAAACAACAACAAAAAUGCUUCCAUAAAAUUUAUUUUGGAAGCCUAUUAAUGGACCUCAGAUUUUUUUCCUGGUUUCUUAGUAUUCCAGGUAAGGGAAAAAACUCAGGCUAGCUUUUGUCUCACAGCGUUAGCUGUAUUUUUUUAUUUUACUCUUGGAAAUAGAGACUUCUGUUAGGAUUUUUAGAUUUGGAGAACCUAAUUUUACCAUUUUACCAUUUAAACACUAAGACGGUUUGAGAGGAUAAGACCUACAUAAAGAUAUUUGAAAGGUUAGUUGUAAAUCCUAGACGUUGGUGAUGGCUGCAUAGCACACUUAGCUCUUACCUAACAGACAAACACUUACUUUGAAAGGAAUGAGAUUUUGAAAUAUUUUUUUCCAAGUAAGGCGGAAUGAGUCACACACCAAUUCGAGUCACUAGUACAACAUACGAGGCAUCCUAGAAAAGCAUUUAUCAAUCUUUUAAAAAUCCACAUCUGUAAAUAUUAUAUAGUGAAGAUUUCUUUCCAGCAUCUGACAUGGGGCAGAGCACGUAGGUUUCUUACUAUGUCUUUUAUUGUUCUGGGUAACUGCAUGUGAAUAUGUGCACAUGCUGACCAAAAUAAAAUCAGGGUCUCAGUUGGCAGUUUACUCAGUUUCUGGACAGGUAGUCCAAAAAAGAUGUUUACCUCUCAGUGCCGCGUGGCUGGUCAAAUGCCGUCAACAUCCUCCUCCUGGCUGUGAUGGAUUAGGAGGCACUGUCCAGCGUUUGCCAGGUGGUAGCGAAGGGGGGUAGUUUUACGAAGGUUCUGUUUGAUGGUGUUUUGCUGGAAAUGGCAGUUUGUUCUAGAAACCAAGGUGCAGAUGUAAGGAUUUGAGAAAACAAUCUAACACCAAAUAAAUGUGUGGCAUCCUUUGGCCUCGUGAAUAGAGUCAGGACUGAGUGGCAGAGACACUGUGGUGCCUGACCCCCUUGUUCACAUGUGUGUCUCCUGUCGUGGGCAUGUUUGGGUGCUCAGCUUGUGGUGAGUGUUAUCCUGGGGUCACGCCCUGACCCUGGGAGUGGACUCCACUGGCUUUUGUUUCCACAGGGCUUUCUUUUGUCUAUACACUCCAUAUAGGUGAUAGAAAUCUUAAGUUCUAAAGCACUUUUGUGACAUACUCUCAGUGAAGUGAGAAUUUGAAGGAUGCUUUGGUUUCUGCUGUCUCAAACAUGUGGCAUUUAAAAACAAUAAAUAUUUUUAAUGGUUUUUAACUCAUAAUAUUUUUGGAUUUCUUUGUCACUUUUUACAGUUUUGAAGACCAAACUGCAGAUACAUUACCAAGGAUGGUUUUGUGUUGUCCAAUAGGUUUCUUAAAUUUGACAAAAAACAAACAAAAAACUCAGUAGAACUUGUGGUGGCCAACAGCUUUGUCUCAACGUUAAGUCAAAAUGUGUUAUUAGUAAGAGAUUCUAACUAUUGUUUUUACCCUCUGUGAACUAGUAUGGUAAUAAUUUUGAAAAGGCAAACAAAAUUGAGUAACUUUAUCUGAAAAGCUUUAAAAGUGGCCUUUCUGUUACACGUGUGGCACAGACAGCUGGUAAAUGCAGGGCACUUCUGGUCUUGCUUCCUAUGCUUCAUGUCUGAUGCCGCCAGAAAUAGGGAUUCUAUAUUCAACACACUUAGAGUGGUAUGCGCCUCAGGACUGCACCACAGAGUAAACACAACCUCUAUAUGGUGGUAAAUGUGUGUGUCUUUGUUUCAUUUGUGAUUGGAGACAAAGUUGAUGUUUUUGUCUCCGUAGUCAGUAUCCAUCUUUAUGGCUGAUUAUAUAAUCUUCUGCUCUACAUGGUGAACUGUGCAAUAAGACAGGAUUGUGUAAAUAUAGUCAUCUUCAGAGACCUGAAAUUCCCUAGCUUGAUUACAGUGGUGAUACGCAGUUGUAAGCUGUACACACCUGUAAGAGAAUAAUGGGUGGUACUAGAGGGCUUCACAGCAAGCCAGUCACGUUGACCAAUACAGCUUCAGUGUAGAUGACGUACUGUAGUGGGAGGGCUGUGCAGUCAAAAUGAAGGCGAGAUAAGAGAUCACAUUUAAAGAAAAGGUAAGCACUCAGACUUGAUUUCUUUUGAAAUAAUCUUUGUUUUUUCAUGUGCUUAAAAAUGCAUAUCAAAGACUUGAAUAGGCAUUCUCCUUAAAUUUGAGGAUUUUUCAUUUUUAAUGCUGUCUUUUUGCCUAAUAUUGAAUAUUUGCUUGCCUAAAUGGCUCCCAAAUUGUGGGGGAGUCUCUACAUGUUUCCUUUUUUUAAGUUUCAUUAUUAAAAGUGAUUAAGCACACAAAACUGUCUUUCUUUGAUAUUUUGAGUUUUGUGACUAUAUGAGCUUAAAUGAAAUGUUAAUGUUUCAGAGUUAACGUGCUUCUUUCGGUGAUUUUGUUUGGAAUAAAGUUUUUUUUUAAGUUCA
Molecule: messenger RNA, 5194 nt
Organism: Phacochoerus africanus (Common warthog)
Lineage: Eukaryota; Metazoa; Chordata; Mammalia; Artiodactyla; Suidae
Gene: SLC25A51
Product: solute carrier family 25 member 51
Exons: 4
Coding region: 737-1630 (297 amino acids)
Source: RefSeq, a predicted model, not a curated record